Messenger RNA from Acanthosepion pharaonis, 477 nucleotides. The record is from the annotation of a GenBank genome assembly. NCBI's taxonomy places the organism in Eukaryota, Metazoa, Mollusca, Cephalopoda, Sepiida, Sepiidae.
AUGUCUCACACGGACGAAAUUAUAAUCUAUCUGGAUAUUAACCGUCGCUCAUCACUCUCUUUCUUCCUCUCUUUCGCUAUCUCUUCAUCUUUCUCUCAUUUUCUCUCACUCUCUAUGACUUUUACUCCCACUUCUUCAUGCCCUCGAUUUCACGCUCUAUCUUUCUCUCCUUUCACCCUGUCACUCACUCCCCCUUUCACUCUUUAUUUCUUACACUUUCUUCCUUUCUCUCUCUCCAAUAUAUUUCUUUCUCACUCUUUCUUUCUUCAUCUUUUUCUCUAUCAUUCUCAUUCACUCUUUUCCUCUCUCUUCCUCUCUUUCAAUCACAUUCUCUAUUUCACCCUCUCUCUUUCUCUCUUUCUGUCACUUUCUCUCUCUUCCACGUCUCUCGCUCUUUAUUUCUUUCAUUCUCUAUCUCUCUCUCUCAUCUUUUCUUUCUCUCUCUCUCUCUCUUUCCUCUUUCCUACUUAUCUUUAG